Messenger RNA from Besnoitia besnoiti, 4257 nucleotides. Its product is annotated as B-box zinc finger domain-containing protein. Gene Ontology annotation, molecular function: zinc ion binding. The record is from RefSeq and is a predicted model, not a curated record. Bases 1 to 4257 code for a protein of 1418 amino acids. Lineage: Eukaryota; Apicomplexa; Conoidasida; Eucoccidiorida; Sarcocystidae. The transcript is spliced from 13 exons.
AUGGCUCCUUUCGCGCCAAAAGCGCCUGCGUUCCCGCUGGUGGCGGCGUCGAAUCGGCUGCCGCUGACUGAGCGGCGCGGCGACCCGGAGAAGCGCGACGUUGACGGCCGCCCGCUGCAGAGCGCGAUUGAGCCCGUUCACCCGCUCUCCGUCCCGCCUCUCGCGCACGUGCCGCGCCGCAGGCCGCGAGCCUUCCACGCGCGCCACGGAGAUCGCGGCAUCGUUUGGACAAACGAAGGCGACCAGCUGCCGACGCUCCUCCUGCCCGCUCCGAUGCCUUCGGCGUCGCCCUGCACUGAGAAGCGAGCAUGCAUGAGCUGCUGGGGUCGCCAGGGGACGCUUUACUGCGCGGAGUGCAGCAAGUUCCUCUGCGGCGUAUGCGCGGUCAAGACGCACGCGACUGGGGACUUCCGCAACCAUGUGAUAAACACAGCCUCGAAGGCCGGCGUCUUCGAACUCCAGGCGACGCGCGCGGAGGAGAAGGGCGCCGCCGUGGCGGCAGACGAAUUUGAUCUGGAUAUUAAGAGCGACGCCUGGGAGCCCCUCAAGCAGCCGGCACCCUGCACGAAGCACCCCAACGAGCCUCUGGCGCUCGCGUGCGUCACCUGCCGGUAUCUUCCUCUCUGCGUCAAAUGCGUGGAGAGCCCGGCUCACAGACAACACGAAAUCGUCAGUCUCCGCGAGGCAGUCCCCGUCGUCAGGAAAAUGCUCACUAAUCAGUACUCGGAGCUAGCCCGCCAACUCGCGUCGUUGCAGACAGUCAGCGUCUCGCUUCACCGCGCAAAGAGACGAGCGAAGGACGUCCUCGACACGAGCUUGCAGAAGAUGGAAGAGGCCUUUGAGGGGGUUUACCGAACGAUUGACAUGCACGUGGACGGCGUCCAGCGACAGAUUCAGCAGCUGCAGCGGCAGGGCGCCGACAAGCUCCGAUUCGUCGACGCGCAGUGCGAGACGUUUCGGCGGUACCUGGUCGCGAAGGGCAGCCAAGUCGAGCUGCUGAAGGAGCUCGGGAACCGAAACGAAGCGGCUGCGCUGAACGCGUUUGUGAGUCUGAAGUCGACUUUCGACGCACUCGACGGUCAGGAUGAUCACCUCGAAGACAUGCAAGAGAAGUUGACCGUUGCUUGGUGGCGCCUGCGGCCGAGCAACGCGGACGAACUUCUCAAAGAUGCGGACAAGGCGGUCGUCGAGUCCUCUGAGCACUUCACGAUGCUUUGCCACGAUCUGUCUGAGCUCGUGGACGCGUUCCGCGGCGGUGCGGCGCCGCUGCAGGGCUGGCCGGCCGACUUUGUCGCUGCGGAGGAGGAGGAGGAAGACCUCCAGGCGCUUCUCGAGCGGGAUGCGAAAAACGCGCCGGUCAUCUACAAGGGCGGACGCGUCCCCUACCGCGACUACUUCCUCGAGAAAGCGCCGACGCACUUCCAAGCGUUCCUGCGAAAGGACGCGCUGCACCCGGAGUGGGCGAUUCGCAUGGUGUCGCUGCGCGGUCACUACUUGUGCGUCCACGCGAGUGCGACGGACGAGAACUCGGAGCUGGAGAGUGCGAUGUUGCUGUCUACCGCGGUGUUUUGUCGCGCCUUCUCGGACCCGAGCGUGACGGCGAUUGCGGCAAUCGCGCGACAAGACUUCCCCUUCGGCGUGGAGGUCGUGGAGGUCGAUGGCACCACGGGUGAGCUCGAGGGGUACCUGCUGCUCGCGUGCGAAGGCCAGGAGCUCGUCAGCGAGUGGGUCGAGGCGCUGCAGGAGGCCUGCCGACAGAAAUUCGACGUGAACGACGUGCCGAAUCUGCCGCCCGCACCCCCGGGCGCCGCGCUCGCGACCUUCGGCGAGGCCGUGAUGCCCACGGGCGAGAUGCGCUUCGGCGUGUACCACAACUUGAUGGCUGCUGGCGUUCCUGUCCGCGCGGUGCUUCGCGACAAGAAACCGACGCGUGGCGUCGAGGAACAGGAGAAGGAGCAAGGGCAGGUCAGCGAAGAGGAGGACGUCGCGAGCAGGUGGAGCGGGGUCUCCGACUCGAGCGACUCCUCCGGCUCUUACGCCUCGUCCUCCUCGCGCUCCUCGUCCCACUCCGAGUCCGACGCCUCCUCCCGCCGAGGCUCCAGGCGCUCGCGCCGCCGCGCCCUCUCUUUGCGGGCCUCCAGUUCGAGUCCCUCGACCACCGAUCGCAGCGACGGCAAGGCGCGCGGGCGCCGACGCCGCGAGGUCCGAAAGGGCAAGAAGCAUCUCGGCAGGGACUCCCCGCGAAGCCGCGCGGUGGAGAGCUCCGCCGACUCCUCAGACCAGCCGCUGUUCGCGAAGCUGCGCAUGCGCCACGUCGCGAACGCCCCCCGCUCGCGCCUCGACGUGCCCGCGGGGCGUGUGGAGAGCGAGAGCGAGAGCGAGAGCGAGAGCGACAACAUGCUGAUUCGGCCUUCGCAGGUGAAAGAGCGCGGCGGCUGGUUCAAGGCGAAAGACGCCAGAAAAAAACACAAGCACGGCAGGCCCGCGAGCAACGCGGCAUCCGACAACGACAAACGCACCUACCAGAAGAAGACGAUCCCCGCCGUACGCAGCGCCUCCUCGCAGAACCCUCCCCUGGUCUCCGCGGAGACCGCCACGGGGCAGGAGACCCCCGAACUCGGCACCACAACCACCGUCGAGAUCUCCGCACCCAUGGCCGCGGUCGCCCCAGUGGAGCCGCAAGACGCGCCCCCCGCCGCGGCGGAGCCCGACGCGGCGUCGGUGGAUCCGGGCGCAGGCGCGGGCGCGGGCGCAGAUGCGGCGGCAGCUGGCGACUUCCAGGGCGUCUUUCAGCGGUGCUUUCAGUUUGCCACGAAGCUGAUGCCCGAGGCGCUCCAUCGCCACUCGCCUCCGCUUCUCUCUGCGGAGCGGGGGGAGAGCGCCUACGCGUGGGACGGCAAGCGGCGGUUCUCGGGGUCGGUCUUCUCCCGGCUGCCUUCGUCCUCCCGGCUGCCUUCGUCCUCCCGGCUGCCUUCGUCCUCCCGGCUCGCCUCUGCGCACGCCGAGGGUCAGGCGCUGCUGGAUGAGCUGGUGCGGCGCCUGCAGAAAGCGGAGCCUCAAGCAGCGCCUAGCCGCGCGGCGUCGGUCGACGCAGCGCGCGAAGAAACAGCGGCCUGGAGAGAGUUUGCCGCCGCGAGGCCUGCGGGCGCGUGGCGGGGGUCAACCGGGGGGUGUGAGACGGUGGCGAAACUGGUCGCGGAGCGACGCGCAUUGACUGUUGAAGAAGGGGAGGAAGCCGCAGCAGAGGCGCUCCGCGACGCGAGAGCGUGGGAAGGAGGCGAGCAAGCCAAAGAGGACAAUUGGCAAGUGGAGGCGCUCCGGAGACGCUACGCGCAGCUCCAGAUUCCGUCUGCGUGGGCGCGGCCAGCGCCUGUGGAGGAGGCCCGCGAGAGGUCUUCGGCGACGUCUGUCGGCGAGAGGCUGCAGGAUCGAGAACUCUUCUUUGCGCACCCUGCGCGGAACCGCGUCAACGUGCCCGAGGCGCAGCACUCGCGCAGCCCGCAGGACUCGCGCGCCUCGACGACCCGCGAGCCUCGCGUGGCGCCUCCGCGCAGAGGAGAGGCGGAGGCUGCGGCGCCGCAGGACCGGCAUAUGCGGCGAACCUUCUCGCACAUCCACGCAGCGGCCGCCGCGAGCGUCCGCAGCCCCGAGUCGCGCGUGCGCCGGCGGGCGAGCGAGCGCCCGCAGGGGACGUCUUCUUCUUCCGGGCUGCUGAUUCGCCUGCCGCCCGCCUCCGCCUUGCCGAAAUUCGUCCACGCCGGCGCGCCCGCGGGGGGCUCCGUCGCCGGUUUUCUCUUCGGUGGAGAGAGCAGAAAAGAGGACGAGGAAGAAGAGGAGGAAGAGGAAGACGAGGAGGUGGAAAACGAAGAGAGAGAAGCAGACAAGCGGGAGGCGGAGGAAGAAGCAGAAGAGGGAGAGGAAGCGGAUGAGAAGCCGCGAGGUCGGACUGCAGGACAGCCAUCCACCCGGGGCAGGCCGCUGAAGCCCGUCGUGCGGAAGGUUUCUUCCUCCGGCGCUUCGAGCUCUUCUUCGCACGCCGGUGCGCGCGUCGUGCAGUUUGUGGAUCCCCAGACGCAUCAGGUGCGUCUUCUCAAAGCUCCGCCUCGCAGGCCGCCGCCGAAGCCACCUCUCUCUUCUGUCUCGUCGCCCUCGCCUCCGCCUGCCGAGGGGGGCAGCCAGGCGAGCGAGGAGGUCGCCGUGAGCCCGCGGACGGUCACGCGCAUGCUCACUCAGAUCGGCUCGCGGAAAAUCGGCUGA